Molecule: messenger RNA, 2293 nt
Organism: Neocloeon triangulifer
Lineage: Eukaryota; Metazoa; Arthropoda; Insecta; Ephemeroptera; Baetidae
Gene: Fbxl4
Product: F-box/LRR-repeat protein 4
Exons: 12
Coding region: 288-2117 (609 amino acids)
Biological process (GO): SCF-dependent proteasomal ubiquitin-dependent protein catabolic process
Cellular component (GO): SCF ubiquitin ligase complex
Molecular function (GO): protein binding
Source: RefSeq, a predicted model, not a curated record
UUUGUUUUGAAAAUUAAGUCAAACAAGGGGGAUGGACGACGCAGUUUGACAUCACCUAGAACUCUCUUCCCUAAUCAGCAUCACAAGCUGCGCUAAUUGGAUCUUGAAUGGCACUAGGGCGAGCAGAAUGGGAAAGAAUCCCUUGAAAUUCAUCGGAAGGCCAACCAGCCAGACGCAUACGGUCGAUGCUCGAAUUGCUCGAAAUCAUCCAUCGUCGCUUUUGAUUUUCAUGCGUGACGACGCACACAAGUUUGCACUCCGUCGCCUUUUUUGACCAUUGCGCCAACAUGCUCGUCAGACCGAAACCCUCAACUCUCUCUUGGGAGAAGCAGGACGAUACAGGAAAGUACCUGAUCAAGCAACACGCACAAGAUGUUGUAGAUUUUUCCUCGCAGUAUGGAAGUGUCGACAGCAUUUCUUACACGGCACACAAUUUGACAGGCCAAAGCAGAGUUUUCCCAGCGUACGGAGACCACGCUGAAGCCUACAGCAUGAGAACGUAUGGUAAAUGGUGGGACGAGGCUCCUUCAGGCAGGAAAGAGAUUCAAGGGCAGAAUUUUUGUCAAGUUCGCAGCCAAGAUUUUAUUGACUUAUCAUUUGAACACAAAGUGUUUCCAUCUGCAGUCACGCUGUUUGAAGUUUAUAAUCCAGGAGCAUUGGUCAGAGUGUGGGCUAGGGAUGCUAAUAUCGCAUGGUGUCUUUUAUAUCAAGUUGAUCAACUGGAAUCGGCGCCCCUGGUUGCAAGAAAAUUCAGUCCAAAGCUAAAAGAAUGCCAUUUCCCAACUAGUCUGUUGCGAUUGGAAUUCAAUCAUGAGCACUUGGAUUCUUAUUACGAAGUUGAGAGUUUCAUUCUCGAAGGCUUCACCAGGCAGUGGAAAAAUCCAUUGGCUACCUAUGAGCCUUAUGGGGAAAUCACUAAAAAAGUUCUGAAUCUCAACUUGACACAAAUCCUGUCAAGAAGUGACUCUUCUUCAUCUAGUUCAUUCUCAGAAACAAGCAGUCCUUUAAAUACUUCAAUAGACGAGGAUGAAGAAGAUGAGCUAAAUGCAUUUGAAACUUUGCCGUAUGAGGUUGUGCACAAAAUAUUCAGUUACUUGGAUUUAAAAUCAUUAUGCCAGUGCUGCAUAGUUAGCAAACAAUUCCAAGCUGUUGCUAAAGAUUCAACUCUGUAUGUUCACGUCAAUUUGAAGAAUUAUUGGAAUAUUGUAAAUGAUUCAACCCUGCAGUGUAUUGCAUUUCGAUGCUCGAGACUGCAGUCAUUAGAUUUGUCCUGGUGCAACGGGAAGGGCAGUUUUGAAAUGGCGUUUAUCAAGCUAAUAUCUCAUUGUGGCGCAACUCUAAAAAUUCUCCGACUCAACUCAUGCAAAUUUAUUACCAAGUACUGCCUUGCGGAAAUUGCUGACACUUGUUGCCGACUUGAAGAACUGAGCCUUAGAAAGAUUCUGCCUCCGUACAAGAGCUUAACAGGGUGGCAGGUUUUGUCGGAGCUGACGACUUUGAAAUAUUUGGACUUGUACCACGUUCACAUCAAUACUCAGGAUCUGAUGUCGUUCCUGCCUUAUUUGACAAAGCUGCAGCACCUUAAUCUUGGAUCUUGUGCCGCCUCUCGUUUAACUCUGUUGAACAUGGACGUGAUUGCUGAGAGCCUUUCGAGAAAUAACAAAAAUCUCAAGUCGGUGGAUAUGUGGAGGUCUCACUUGAGUCUUUCUUCUAUAGGCAUCAAGUGCCUUUCAAAAUGCAGUCAACUGGAGGAGGUUGAUUUGGGGUGGGCAGAAAUUGAGGCACUUGGGGACUGCAUCCAAGAUUUGGCUAAAGGGUGUCCGCGGCUUAAGAAGUUUUUUGUACCUGCCAUGCGAGGGUUGACUGACCGAGAUUUACACGUCCUUAUUAACAACUGUCCGCUGCUGGAGCAAGUUGAUAUUUUAGGCAUAAGGAAUGUUUCACCGGAUGUUUGUGUUAGAAUGUUGACUCAUUGUCGAAAUCUUUGUCUGCUUGAUGUUAGCUACUGUGAUAAAAUUUCAAGAGCCCAUGUUUCCCUGUGGAGAGUUCAGUUUCCCCACAUCAGCAUCAAGCAAUGCUCCUACUCGAGGCCAGAUGCUAUAGAUAAUUUUGUUUGAAUAUUCUGAUCUCAUUAUAACUACAGCAGCAUUAACGCUAGGAUUACCAAGAUCUUUUAAGGUUUCUUGCGGUUUCUUGAUGCUAAUGCUACAUUCUAUAUAUUUGUGUAAUAUAUUUUAGGACAGAUUUUAUGUUAUAUUGGUGUAAAGGUAUAAAGGAUUUAAUUGCAAAUAUU